Molecule: messenger RNA, 444 nt
Organism: Paramecium pentaurelia
Lineage: Eukaryota; Ciliophora; Oligohymenophorea; Peniculida; Parameciidae
Source: the annotation of a GenBank genome assembly
AUGUAUUAAUUCCUCUGCAGAUUUAAGAUUUAAUAAUUAAAACCUAUGAUUAAAAUAUAUUUAAAGAAAUCUUCUAUUUAAAUGACAAUAGAUAAGCAGCAUGUAUGGAUAUUAUUUUUACUAAUUUUCAAACUUGAUCAGAAUAUGAUUUAGUAAAUUAUUAAAUAAACCUACAUAAAUUUUAGAAUAAAGUAAUACUAUUGUUGGAAACCUUUUUAACAAACAAUACUGAUGCUAAAUAACUAUGAUUGCAAAAGUGAAAUACGAUAAAGAGAUGGAUUGAUCUUGAUUGAACCUAGUAAUAUGAGAGAACAUAAUAGGAAUCCAGAAAAGUAUAUUAUUAUAGGGUAGGGAAUUACUCUAGAAAAAGAAGGUGGACCAUUCAUAUUAAUCCACUAUUUUUCAUAAGAAUAUUGCAGCGAAGAUGUUAACUUCAAUUUUUGA